Molecule: messenger RNA, 2016 nt
Organism: Mugil cephalus (flathead mullet)
Lineage: Eukaryota; Metazoa; Chordata; Actinopteri; Mugiliformes; Mugilidae
Product: tripartite motif-containing protein 16-like
Exons: 1
Coding region: 8-1243 (411 amino acids)
Molecular function (GO): zinc ion binding
Source: RefSeq, a predicted model, not a curated record
AGCAGAAAUGGCGCAGAAAGGAGUUGAACUGGAUCGAGAAACCUUUUCUUGUUCCAUCUGUCUGGAUCUACUGAAGGAUCCGGUGGCUAUUCCCUGUGGACACAGCUACUGCAUGAACUGUAUUAAAAGCCACUUUGAUGAAGAGGACAAGAAACAAACCCACAGUUGUCCUGAGUGCAGACAACUCUUCCCAUCGAGGCCUGUCCUGGUGAAAAACACCAUGUUAGCAGUUUUAGUGGAGCAGCUGAAGAAGACUGGACUCCAACCUGCUCGUGCUGAUCACUGCUAUGCUGGACCUGAAGAUGUGGCCUGUGAUGUCUGCACUGGAAGAAAACUGAAAGCCUUCAAGUCCUGUUUAUUCUGUCUGGCAUCUUACUGUGAGAAACACCUUGAACCUCACUAUAACUCACCUACAUUUAAACAACACAAGCUGGUGGAUCCCUCCAAGAAGCUCCAGGAGAACAUCUGCUCUCGUCAUGAUGAGGUGAUGAAGAUGUUCUGUCGUACUGAUCAGCAGAUUAUCUGUUAUCUCUGCUCUGUGGAUGAACAUAAAGGCCACGACACAGUCUCAGCUGCAGCAGAAAGGACUGAGAGGCAGAGAGAGGUGGAGGUAAGACGACAAAACAUCCAGCAGAUGAUCCAGGAUAAAGAGAAAGAUGUGAAGCUGCUUCAACAGGAGCUGAAGGCCAUCGCUCACUCUGCUGAUAAAACAGUGAAGGACAGUCAGGAGAUCUUCACUGAGAUGAUCCGUCUCCUCCAGGAAAGAAGCUCUGAUGUGGAGCAGCAGGUCAGAUCCCAGCAGGAAACUGAAGAGAGUCGAGUCAAAGAGUUUCAGGAGAAGCUGGAGCAGGAGAUCACUGAGCUGAAGAGGGAAGAUGCUGAGCUGAAGCAGCUCUCAGACACAGAGGAUCACAACCAGUUUCUACACAACUACCCCUCACUGCCACCACUCAGUCAAUCUACACACUCAUCCAGCAUCAAUAUCCGUCCUCUGAGGUACUUUAAGGCCGUGAAAGCAGCUGUGACAAAGCUGAGAAAGAGACUAGAGGACAUUCUGAGAGAGACGAGGACAAAUAUCUCAAAGACAGUGACUGAAGUGGAUGUUUUACUGUCACAACCAGAGCCAAAGACCAGAGAUGAAUUCUUAAAGUAUUCACGUGAAAUCCCAAUGGAUCCAAACACAGUAAAGAGACGUCUGGUACUGCCUGAGGGAAACAGAAAAUUAAAAUGGAUGUUUCAAUGACAGUCUUAUCCUGAUCAUCCAGACAGAUUCACUGAUUGUCGUCAGGUCCUGAGUAGAGAGAGUCUGACUGGACGUUGUUACUGGGAGGUGAAGUGGAGUGGAUUAGUUGAUGUAGCAGUCACAUACAAGAAUAUCAGCAGAGCAGGGAAUGAAGGUAGAUUUGGACGUAAUGACGAAUCUUGGUCAUUAGAUUAUUCCAGUUCUAUAAUUUGUUACAACAACAUCCCAACUUCUGUCUCAGGUCCUCGUUCCUCCAGAGUAGGAGUGUACCUGGAUCACAGAGCAGGUAUUCUGUCCUUUUACAACGUCUCUGAAACCAUGACUCUCCUCCACAGAGUCCAGACCACAUUCACUCAGCCGCUCUAUGCUGGACUCUGGAUUAGUGAUGGGUUGGUUAUUGGAACCAGUGCAGAGUUGUGUGAGCUGAAGUAGUAAUUUUGCUCAGUUGGUUGUGUUUCUACAUAUAGCAGCCACUUUUGCAAUUACUGCUAAGGAGAGAGUAAAUAAUUUACUCAGAUUUUUAAGACUUAUAUUACUUAUAUCUGCCUGUAAUAUUACCAACAUUUAAUUUUGAAAUUAAAUACUGUAUGUAAGGAAGUGUGUCAAAUCUAGUUUUUAUUUUAUCAUUGGUGUUUUGAUCAAAAUGGAAGAUGAGGAAUUGCUCUGUUGGUGUUUGUGGGGUUGAAGUCAAUAUAUAUUUUCCCUGUCGUCCUUUGUGACAGUAUGAUUUCUGUAUUGUGAUUUCUAAUAAAGUUUAGUGGAUUUGAACCAUG